UGCUUAAAAACCGAGAACUACAAUUGUCACUCAUAUCUGCGCAAAAACCCUUCUCAAACAUUAAUAGCAAGAUAGGAAUAUCUUCGACGUUACAAGAGAUGGCGAAAGACGGUCUUGGACUUGAAAUUACCGAGCUCAGGUUAGGGCUUCCAGGAGGUGGCUUUGAUCAAGUGAUGCUGAAAACUGGCAAGAAAAGGGUGUUUUCCGAGAUUGAAGAGGAUCAUCAUCAGAAUGGGAAGAGAUCGAAUGGAGCUAAGUCUGAAAUAAUACCAAAAAAUGAAGUGGUGGGAUGGCCUCCAGUUUGCUCCCACCGGAGGAAGAUUAGCUUUAAUGGCCAGGAAUCAACAAAACUGUACGUCAAAGUUAGCAUGGAUGGCGCCCCUUUUCUCCGCAAAAUUGAUUUGGCUGCUCAGAAAUGCUAUUCUGACCUUCAGCUGAAUCUUGAAAGGCUUUUCGGUUGUUACGGUAUUGGAGAGGCGUUGAACGAUGCGGACAGUUCAGAAUACGUUCCCAUAUAUGAGGACAAGGACGGGGACUGGAUGCUCUUGGGUGAUGUUCCCUGGACGAUGUUCAUUGAAUCAUGUAAAAGGCUGAGGAUCAUGAAGAGGACGGAUGCAAAAGGCAUUGGGAUUCAUCCAAAGAGCACUUUGAAAGGAACCUCACGAGAUGGAUGAUACAUAUAUGCAAUUUCUUCCUCACGCUUAGUACUGAGAAGUACUUGAGACUGAAUUCGGUGUACCCACUAUGACUUAUCUUUCCACAUAAUUACCUGUCUGAAACAGUAGUAUUUUAACUUUGAUUGGAUGGGAUGGAUGAGUUUCCUUCCCUAGAUGUCCCAAAUUUAUGUAAGUUGACAAUUCCUUUGCCUUUUUAUAUGUAGCAUUUGCUCAAAUUGACGAUCGAUUUGUCAUAUUUGGAUUUUGUGUAAUGAACAACAUAUUGUGUUCCUUAAUACAUUUUUGGCUCAUGUAUAUAUAUCAGUUGCUUG
Molecule: messenger RNA, 988 nt
Organism: Coffea eugenioides
Lineage: Eukaryota; Viridiplantae; Streptophyta; Magnoliopsida; Gentianales; Rubiaceae
Product: auxin-induced protein 22A-like
Exons: 3
Coding region: 99-674 (191 amino acids)
Biological process (GO): regulation of DNA-templated transcription
Cellular component (GO): nucleus
Molecular function (GO): protein binding
Source: RefSeq, a predicted model, not a curated record